ACACAACCGCCAGUCGCGUCAGCUCCAUGGGCAAAUUGAGUUAGUUGGAGGAAGAUAUUGCAGUCGCUGUAAAGCUAACUGUUUAAUUUGCAACUAUGUCUUCACUUGAGUGUCUGAGAGAGUUUGUCAAUGAUCGACUAACCGCUGCUUUGGAGGAAAUAUUCGGAGUUUUUGAGAAAACCAUCGUCGAGUACGAGGAAGAGAUCAACCGUCAGCGCAGACUGUUGGAUAUGGUGUGGAACCCUGAAGUCAAGUUACACAGGAUAGAGCUCCCACAGCAACAUGUGUGUAAGCAGGAGGAGGUUCUCACUGACCAGGAGAGGAGCUUCAGUCUGGACCAGGAGGACCCAGAGCCUCCACAGAUUAAAGAGGAAGAGGAGGAACUCUACACCAGUCAGGAGGGAGAGCAGCUUAAACUGAAGGAGGAGGCUGAUACCUUUAUGUUGACUCCUGCUCAUGAGGAAAGUGACCACAGUGAAGAUCAGACUCUGGACUGCAGCACUGUUGAAACUCAGAGUGUGGAGAUGGAAAAGCCUCAAAGCUACAUUUCAGUUUUAAGCUCUGUGGUACCAGAACCAACUUUUGACCACCAGCUCCUCUGUCACGACUCUCAUGUAGCUGAGAGCCACGAUCAGACAAGAGGCAAACACCAAGACUCAGGAUCAAGUAGAGAUGCAGAGCCAGAACCACAGAAUCAUCAUCACAACAGCAACAGUCACUGCAUCAAUGUAUUUAACGCCACUACGACAAUAACUCACUGUACUUCUCAAACUGUUAAAAACUCUUUCAAAUGUGACACGUGUGAGAAAGCCUUUAGGUAUAAGUCACUUUUGCAGAGACACCUGAUAAUACACACAGGUGAGAAACCACAUUCUUGUGACACGUGUGGGAAAAGAUUUAGCCGGACAUCUAUACUGAACGCUCAUAUGAGAACUCACACAGGUCAGAAGCCAUAUUCUUGCAACACCUGCGGGAAGAGAUUCAGCCAGACAUCAACAUUAAGCGCUCAUAUAAGAAUACACACUGGUGAGAAACCAUAUUCUUGCAACACCUGUGGGAAAAGAUUCAGUCGGACAUCACUAUUGAACUCUCACUCGACAGUCCAUACAGGGAAGAAACCGCACACUUGCAACACUUGUGGGAAAAGGUUCAGUCGGCCAUCGCUGUUGAACGCUCAUGCAACGGUCCACACAGGUGAGAAACCAUAUUCCUGCAACACUUGUGGGAAAAGAUUCAGUCGGACAAAGCAACUGAACGCUCAUUUAAGAGUCCACACGGGUGAGAAGCCAUAUAGCUGCAAAACAUGUGGGAAAAGAUUCAGUUGGACAUCACAGCUGAAGAAUCAUAGAAAAGUCCAUGUAGGUGAGAACCCAUGUGACAACAUCCUGAGCAAUGUUCAUGGUUCAGCCCCAGGCUACACUGCUGAGAUGCUUCUCCCCUGUGAGCCAGGUCGCAGCCUCAGAUCCUCAGACAGGGCUCUGCUGGCUGUUCUUCAGUCCUGGCUCAAAACUAAAGGUGACGAGGCUUUUGCAGUCAAGGCCCCUCAGCUCUGGAACUCCAUGCCUGAGGAUCAGAGGCUUUCAGAAUCAAUCAUCAGACAGACGGAGACAGUGGCCUGCAGUGUUCGGGUCCAGAACGACGGGACUGAAGUGGACCUUCACCCUCAUCUUCUCCCAGACUCUGAAGGACAGGUUGCCCAGAGCUGCCACUCUGGACUCCUCUUCCUCUUUCAGGAACUGGUGGAGCUUGUUGAACUCCGCUCUGAACAGCUGCUUCUUGGAGUGUUGACUCAUUUCAUCGUAUGGAGUCUGAUCUUCACUGUUGUCACUGUCCUCAUAAGGAGCGAUCAUAAAGGUAUCAGCCUCCUCCUUCAGCUCAAGCUGCUCACCCUCCUGACUGGUGCAGAGCUCCUCCGGCUCCUCUUUGAUCUGUGGAGGCUCUGGGUCCUCCUGGUCCAGACUGGAGCUCCUCUCCUGGUCAGCGAGAACCUCCUCCUCCUGACAGACAUGUUGAUGUCUUCAGUUGAGUCUUUGAGAGAGUUUGUCAAAGAGAGACUAACUGCUGCUGCUGAAGAAAUAUUCAGAGUUUUUGAAGAAAGUAUCGUGAAGUACGAGGAAGAGAUCAGUCGCCAGCGCAAACUGCUGGACAUCGUUGGGAAACCUGAAGUAAAGUUACUCGGGGCAGAGCUCCCACAGCAACAUGUCUGUAAGAAGGAGGAGGUGCUCGCUGACCAGCAGUUCUGUAUUCAGGAGAGGAGCUCCAGUCUGGACCAAGAGGACCCAGAGCCUCCACAGAUUAAAGAGGAAGAGGAGGAACUCUGCAUCAGUCAGGAGGGAGAGCAACUUGAACUGAAGGAGGAGGCUGAUACCUUUAUGUUGACUCCUACUCAUGAGGACAGUGACCACGGUGAAGAUCAGACUCUGGACUCAAAUCCUGAUGAAACUCUAAGUGCAGAGGAGAAGGAGUGUGUAGCCAACAUGCCAGUUAUAAACUCUGUGGUAUCAGAAGCACACAGUGACCACCAGGUCCUCUCUCACAGCUCUCAUGUAGCUGAGAGCAAAGAGCAGAAAGAAGGCAAGCAUGGAGACUCGGGAUUAGCUGAAGACGCAGAGACAAAACUAAAGAGAAGAUGUCACAAAAUCAGAAGUCACAGUAACGAUGUUAGCAACUCUAACUUGUCAGAGAUUGACCGUAAUACUCACACACCUAAACGGUCUUCUGAAUGUGACAAAUGUGGAAAAGAUUUCAAGUAUAAGUCACAACUGCAGAAACACAUGAGAACACACACAGGUGAAAAACCAUAUUCUUGCAAAACAUGUGGCAAAGACUUCACAUGUAGCAGUGUCCUGAGUGUCCACAUGAGGACCCACACAGGGGAGCGGCCGUACCUUUGCACGACCUGCGGGAAAAGAUUCCGUGGCAAAUCGGUAUUGAAUAAUCACAUGAGAACCCACACGGGUGAAAAACCAUACUCUUGCAACACAUGUGGCAAAAUAUUCCGUCAGACAUCCUCACUGAACAUUCAUCUAAGAACCCACACAGGCGAGAAGCCGUACUCCUGCAAAACAUGUGGGAAAGCUUUCAAAUGUAGCAGCAACUUAAAUGUCCACACGAGAACCCACACGGGUGUGAAGCCGUACGUCUGCAAGACAUGCGACAGAGGGUUCUGUGACAUUUCAGGAUUGAUAAGGCAUAUGACAGUCCACACAGGCGAGAAACCACAUACUUGCAAAACAUGUGGGAGAGGUUUCACAGCUAGUCGUGACCUGACGAUCCACAUUAGGAGAGACCACACAGGUGAGAAGCUGUACGUAUGUGAGACCUGUGGGGAAGGUUGCCUUGAUGCAUCUAAUUUGGCAGAUCACAUGAGGACGCACACAGGGAAGUAGCUUCGUGUUUGUAAAAUAUGUGGGAGAUGAUUCAGUCAUGGAUGGGUUACUGAAAGGGCCUCCCAGACACAGGCAAAUGUAAAGCACACCAAGAAUUAUGUUACUGGCAGUUGACUUGAUUACAGAACACAAGUCUCGCACACACUGGCUCCAUAUGCAUUUCUUUUAUUUUGAUGAUGACGUUUUGACCUUUGGGUCUUCUUCAAGAUCAACAAUCGUACUGAGACACAGGUGCACUUACUGUUAAGUAGACCACACCUUUGGCACACAGCUGAUAAUGAUAAGAUGAUCAUGCUGCACUACGAGGUUGAGCAAGUCACACUGUGUGACACUUUUUACUUGAUUCAAAUUUUGAAUGCAUCACGAAUGAUAAUGAUUCAAUACCUCUUCCAUGCUGCUUAUUUCUGUCCUUGGCGAUAAUAUCAAACCUGUUACAAGAAAUCGAGGGGUCUGGUUUGACAGUAAUUUAAGUUUUGAGGAGCACGUCACAAAGCUUGUGCAAACAUGUUUUUAUCAGUUAGAAAUAUUUAAAAAAAAAUUGGAUCCAUUUCAGCUUUUAAAGACACAGAGACAAUUUUACGUGCCUUCAUCUCUUCUCGCCUGGAUGACUUCAGCAGCCUCUUUUCUUGACUGAAUCAAAAACCUAUUUAUCAACCCCAGGCUGUACACAAUUCAGCUGCCAGACUUUUAACCAGAACCAAGAGACAUGAUCACAUCACCGCAGUUUCAGCCUCUUAACAUCGGCUCCCAGUGUGUCCCAGAAUAGAUUUUAAGAGUUUACUGAUUACUUUUAAGGCUCUUCAUGGUCUCUCUCCCAGCUAUAUCUCCGACCUCUUGGUGCAGAACAUGCCAGGAUGUACUUUGAGGUCCUCGGGCAGAGGUCUUUUGUCUGUUCCAUAGUCCCAGCUGAAAACUAAAAAGGACAAUCUGCCAGAGAAAUCAGGUCGAGUCAGUGAUCCCUUUUUAUGUCUUUUCUUAAAACAUACUUUUAUCAGAGAGCCUUUCCUGAUUUUACUUGAGUUUUAAGUUCAUUUAGACUGUCUUUUAUUUCCUGUUUUUAUACACUGAAGUGCCUUUAUCAGUUCUUUUAAAAGUUGUUGUUUUUGUCUUGUCUGUUUUAAUUAUUGACAUGUAAAGCAACUUGUAACUCCGUUUUGAAAAGCGUUUAUAAAUAAAGAAUAUUAUUACUAUCAUCAUUAUUAUUAGUGUAUUUUUAUACACAAUUACUGAGGUAACAAAACAAUGCUUAUGAUAUUUACACACAAGUUCUGAAUGAAAUGCCAU
Messenger RNA from Epinephelus fuscoguttatus (brown-marbled grouper), 4673 nucleotides. RefSeq lists its product as uncharacterized. NCBI's taxonomy places the organism in Eukaryota, Metazoa, Chordata, Actinopteri, Perciformes, Serranidae. Gene Ontology annotation, molecular function: RNA polymerase II cis-regulatory region sequence-specific DNA binding; DNA-binding transcription factor activity. The record is from RefSeq and is a predicted model, not a curated record. The transcript has 8 exons. Gene Ontology annotation, biological process: regulation of transcription by RNA polymerase II. The coding region runs from base 96 to 3389 and encodes 1097 amino acids.